CCGCCGCUGCAUCUUCUAAAAAACUAGGGUUUGAUGCGAAACAAGAUCAGGUUUCUGCGCCGCCGCCGCAGCUCUCGUGCUUCCCCUAGCCGGUUUUCACAUGAGUUCAUGUUGCUAGCUCCAGCAAACCUCACCGUGCCCCUCGCCUGACGUUGUUUGACCAUACAGUCCAACCGCAGCUCGGUUUGCUCAAAGGGUAGCGAUCUUCAAUAUACUGUAUUAAGCUGCAGAAGCGUAGGUAAUUUAGAUCCCGGCGGUUGUUACUUACAUCUAGAUCUUCUGACAGACGGCCGCAGGGAAUCAGCUUGCCAAUACCAACCGUCAGGAAAGACGAGGGGGGAUUGACGAUGAAACGCCAGUUUGUUAAUCUGGUACUUGGUACAUUCAGGAGUGGCUCCUUCGGGAUGCACCGCAUCAAAUCGUCGAGUCUCUUCCACCCAAAGAAUCAGAACCGACGGUCACUGCCACUGACAUCGCUGGAAGAAGCUGAGCUGCCUAAACCUGCAUGGACACUCAGUCUUUCCAUCCUCAAGGAAGAUGGCGGGGACCUUAUGUUCAUGCCCUUUGGCAGCAGCAGGGACAAGAUUGUCAGCGCAGACCAGGAUGGCAUCGUCCUUGUUCACGACAUCUGCCAGAACAGGCUCUCCAGCAAGCCCAGGCUCAAGAAUGGGUGGAAUGCUAACUCCAUCGCCAUCACCCUCGGUGAUGACUUGUACCUCAUCAACAGGUGCCCUCGCGUGCCUGACCGGUUUCAGCCCUAUCGACCCUGCUUCCAAGCCCUCAUCAAUGGUGUACCUCCAGCCGAUGUCCCUGGUCUUCCAGGGUGGUACUGGCACUCUCUUCCACUGCCCCCUUACGUGGAGACGUCUGGGUACGAGCAUAGCUGUGCUUCCAAAAUCGUCUCCUCCACCGUGGUUCGUGACAACAUCUGGGUGUCUACCAGGGGUGACGACAUUGGUACCUACUCCUUUGACAAGGUCAGCCAUGAGUGGAGCAAAGUUGGCAGCUGGGAGCUCCCAUUCUGCGGUGAUGCUCAGUACGUCCCUGAGCUUGAUCGCUGGCUUGGAUUCUCAUGUGGACGAGAUGACCAGUUCUUGUGUGCUUCAGACCUCUCGGUGGCGGCUGCAGAUGGGGCAGUGCCCACUGUGUGCUGCGUUUGGAAGGAAGACAUUGCUACAAACCCGCAGAACUGGGAGCUGCUAAGGUCUGACCUUGUGCGUGUUGAUAACGGCAGGUUCUGCAUCGCCAGGCAGUUUCAUGUCUACGACAACCACCCCUUUCUCGAUGAGAAUUUUGCUGUGUUGACGGGUGUGGAGUUGGAGCAUACAGCUGAGGACGGGAUCCAGGUGGUCAAGCACAAAUCCAUACGCUACAACUUUAAUGGUAAGCUGCUCCAAUUGGUAUGUUAAGUGGAGUAUUUGGUCGGAGGGAUAGCAAAUAAUGAGUUUCUAUGAUGGGAUGGAUGAUGUGUGGAUCAACCUCAUGGCAUGUGUGGGACGUAGGUAGAUGAAUGUUUGCUCUGGAAUCACUAUAUGGCUACACUCAGUCAGCCCCUCGGACCAAAAAGCUGAAUAAGUGAGCAAUUGAUGCUGAGUAAGCUGAUCAGAACUUCCAUGAUGUUUGUGUUUUGAGUUUAUGCAUCGUAGUGGGACUUUAGAGCUAUUCGAAUUUUCUUCGGCUUGUAAUGUACUAAUAUAUGUCACAUCGCCGGGUGGACAAUUUGCGCUCGGUGUUGGAACUUUUCGCGCCCUUUGACGGCUCUCGUUAUCUCCACUUUUCGCUGGUAACGCCGGCUCGCUCA
Molecule: messenger RNA, 1801 nt
Organism: Lolium perenne
Lineage: Eukaryota; Viridiplantae; Streptophyta; Magnoliopsida; Poales; Poaceae
Source: RefSeq, a predicted model, not a curated record